Molecule: messenger RNA, 723 nt
Organism: Arabis nemorensis
Lineage: Eukaryota; Viridiplantae; Streptophyta; Magnoliopsida; Brassicales; Brassicaceae
Source: the annotation of a GenBank genome assembly
AUGGCGAGAGAGAAGAUUAAGAUCAGGAAGAUCGACAACGCGACGGCGAGACAAGUGACGUUUUCGAAACGAAGAAGAGGACUUUUCAAGAAAGCUGAAGAACUCUCCGUUCUCUGCGAUGCCGAUGUUGCUCUCAUCAUCUUCUCUUCCACCGGAAAACUCUUUGAGUUUUGCAGCUCCAGCAUGAGGGAAGUAUUAGAGAGGCAUAACUUGCAGUCAAAGAACUUGGAGAAGCUUGAUCAACCAUCUCUUGAUCUACAGCUCGUAGAGAACAGUGAUCACGCUCGGUUGAGCAGAGAAAUUGCGGACAAGAGCCACCGACUAAGGCAAAUGAGAGGAGAGGAGCUUCAAGGGCUUAACAUUGAAGAUCUGCAAAAACUAGAGAAGGCUCUCGAAACUGGUUUGACACGUGUGAUUGAAACUAAGAGUGAGAAGAUUCUGAAGGAGAUCAGUGAACUUCAGAAAAAGGGAAUGCAAUUGAUGGACGAGAACAAGCGGCUGAGGCAGCAAGGAUCGCAACUAACGGAAGAGAACGAGCGACUUGGCAUGCAAAUGUAUAAUAAUGUUCAUGAGAAAUACGGUGUUGAAUCGGAGAACGUCGCCGUGUGCGAGGAUGGACACUCGUCGGAGUCCAUUACUAAUGUCGGAAACUCCGCCGGAGCCCCUGUUGAAUCCGAGAGCUCCGAUACUUCUCUUAGGCUCGGCUUACCGUAUGGUGGUUAG